Messenger RNA from Tuber melanosporum (Perigord truffle), 3200 nucleotides. RefSeq lists its product as uncharacterized. Gene Ontology annotation, cellular component: mitochondrion. The transcript has 6 exons. The coding region runs from base 404 to 2881 and encodes 825 amino acids. Gene Ontology annotation, biological process: carnitine metabolic process. Lineage: Eukaryota; Fungi; Ascomycota; Pezizomycetes; Pezizales; Tuberaceae. Gene Ontology annotation, molecular function: carnitine O-acetyltransferase activity. The record is from RefSeq and is a predicted model, not a curated record.
GGAUGAAAGGAUCUGCUCGGGUAUGAUUACUGGCCAGUGGAACUUGCAAUUUGAGUGCCCGUUUUUGGCAUAACUCUCCUCCCUUCGCCCGCGAUUACUGUAACAGGCCUUCUUCCCCACCAAUACUCGAGUACUGAGUCUGUCAACUUUAUUGUGCUCUACUGUACCCAUCACCCACCUUCAAUAUUGUCAGGUCUCCGCACUCUGGUUCCGAUUUCAAGCGCCCGGAUCACGGGUGUUUUCUUCCACUGGUCCGAGAUACAGGGACUCCGCCAAACCCGGGAGGGCCUGAACCGGAGGGAAAAGAAGAAGAAAAAAAAGAACACUAGGUCUCUGGCUACUCUCCCUGUCUACUUAAUCUUAUGGUUAUAAGAUCGCUAGUCUAGCUACUAAAGUUAUCACCAUGCCGAAAUCCCUUAGCGAGUCGAUCGCUUCGGGCUCACCUCAAGAAUCUGGUGCUUCUUCGGUGAAGGAACCCACAGCAGGGCAGCUAUCGGCUGGGGAUGUGAGGCCGGGUGCGACUUACGCAUACCAGGACCAGCUGCAGAAGCUACCCAUCCCGGACUUGGAGAAGACAUGUCGGAACUAUCUGGAAGCUGUUAGGCCGCUGCAGACAUAUAGGGAGCAUGUGGAGACAAAGGCUGCUGUACGGGAGUUUUUGAAGACGGAUGGUCCGGAGUUGCAGGAGAGGUUGAGGAAAUAUGCCAGUAGCAAGAGUAGUUACAUUGAGCAGUUUUGGUACGAUUCUUACCUCAACUAUGAUAACCCUGUCGUUUUGAACUUGAAUCCAUUCUUUCUCUUGGAGGAUGACCCUACGCCAGCAAGGAACAAUCAAGUCACCAGGGCAGCAUCUCUCGUUGUUUCCUCUCUAUCUUUCGUAAGGGCUCUACGUAAGGAAGAGCUACCACCAGACGAAUUUCGUGGGACCCCGCUGUGCAUGUACCAAUAUCCCCGGAUUUUCAGCACAGCUCGGAUUCCCACGGAAAAUGGCUGUGUCAUGCAGUCUGACCCGGAUGCUCGUCACAUUGUUGUUAUGUGUCAUUCGCAGUUUUACUGGUUCGAUGUCUUGGAUGAUAACUCGGAUAUCAUCAUGGCCGAGAGGGAUGUCGCACAGAACCUCCAGGCUAUUGUUGAUGAUGCUGCAACCACACCGAUUCAAGAGGCUGCCAAAUCCGCCGUUGGAGUACUUUCCACUGAGAAUCGAAGAGUAUGGGCGAGUUUGAGAGAGGUUUUGACUAGAGAUGGAAUGGGAAGUGACAAUACUGAGUGCCUGAGGAUUGUCGAUACUGCCUUGUUCGUUCUUUGCCUCGAUUCAACAUCUCCUAAGAGCGGUGCUGAAUUGAGCAUGAACAUGCUUUGCGGGACUAACGUUGUUGAGAAGGGUGUGCAGAUUGGCACAUGUACCAACCGUUGGUAUGACAAACUACAAAUCAUUGUUUGCAAGAAUGGAUCUGCUGGAAUCAAUUUUGAACACACAGGUGUCGAUGGACACACUGUUCUGAGAAUGGCGAGUGAUGUCUAUACCGAUACAAUUCUUCGGUUUGCCAGAACUAUCAACGGUAAUGCUCCUAGCUUGUGGGCUUCCACCUCUCCUGACCCGAGAAAGCGUGAUCCGGCCAGCUUCGGUGACGUCUGCACAACCCCUCACAGACUUGAGUGGACUAUGGUUCCGGAACUCUCACUCGCUCUCCGCUUUGCAGAGACUAGGUUGGCCGACUUGAUUCAGCAGAACGAGUUCGAAGUUUUGGAAUUCGAACAUUACGGAAAGAAUUUUAUCACAUCCAUGGGCUUCUCACCCGAUGCAUUUGUGCAAAUGGCGUUUCAGGCGGCGUACUACGGGCUUUACGGCAGGGUUGAGAGUACUUAUGAGCCAGCUAUGACGAAGAUAUACUUGCAUGGCCGUACUGAGGCGAUCAGAACCGUUUCAACAGAAUCAGUCAAUUUUGUGCGAAAGUUUUGCGAGAAUGCACCCGCUGCUGAGAAGAUUGAAGCGCUUAAGAAGGCUUGCCAAAAGCAUACAACAAUCACGAAGGAGUGUGCGAAAGGAUUAGGCCAAGACAGACAUCUGUAUGCGUUGUUCUGCGUUUGGCAGAGAGGCCUGGAUGAGGAGCCCCAGUAUACCGAUGGCUCUCUCAAUGGUAUGAGCAGCGACGGAUACGGAUCCUCCCCGAUUGAGGGCAGUUAUGAGCAGAGCCCACCAAAUAGAGGACAUUCAAGAAUCUUCUCGGAUACCAGCUCAAUUUCUGGGUCCGCUAGAGACCAGGGACAGAAGCCUCCUCUAAAUGUCCCAAGCAUCUUCUCAGAUCCAGGAUGGGAUAAGAUUAACAACACUAUCCUAAGCACCAGUAACUGCGGUAAUCCUAGCUUGAGAUUGUUUGGGUUCGGACCUACUAGUGGCGAUGGCUUUGGCAUUGGGUAUAUUAUUAAAGGUGAUAGUAUUUCCAUUUCAGUCAGCAGCAAACACCGGCAAACAAAGCGAUUCGUAGAUACCCUUCAAAGUUACCUCUUGGAAGUGCGACACAUGCUUCGACAGACCCAGCGUCGCGCUGCUGCCUCUCCCACCAGAAUUCGGGCGAGAGAAAAUGAAGAGCCGGCUGUUGAUACAACCCGCCCACCGUUGAUGACUACGAGGAUGAAAAGCCGUUCAGGAAGGGCCGUUGAAACAACGAGACAGCCUGUUCGUGCUAGAGACGGUGAUGAAAGUGCUUCAACGACUAGUAGAGAGGAAAGCGAUGGGGAGGGGGGAAUGCUCGGCGGCUAUGGAUAUUUUGACUCCGGCAGUGUAAAGCACUUGCUUGAUAACGAAGUCCAUCGAAAGCCAGCAGAGAAGACUGCGUCAAGAAGGGUAGUUGGGAGAAAGUUGAGGUUGGGAGAGUACUAAAGGCUUGUUCCUUUCGGGUAGUCAGCGGGGGCGGAUGUAUUCUAUCGAUUGCUGUAUGACUGUUGGGUUUGUGAUAUUCGGAGUAGGGGGGUGGUGUGGGUUUUUGUUUUAUUGACGCGUUUUGUUUGCCUUGAGCGAAUUUGUCCCCUCUCCUUUGGUCAUUCGUUGCGUGUCAAGACACUUGUUAGAAAUGAAUGAUACCACUUGUUUUGGCUUCGUUUUGGCCGUGGUAGUUUUGGCAUCGGUUGAAAUAUGUAUUGCAUUAGGGCGAAAUAGUUUUCCGUUUUCUAUGGAAUGCGCAGAAGGACUUUUUAGACUA